AUGGGUAUCAUCCAUACAAUCAACGUCAAGGUCGCGGCCAGCCCUGUCGGGCGCUGGUUCCGCCUCGACGGCAGCGGCCAUCCCCGCGAGCGCAAGGGCUCGUACUUCUUCACCGAGAUCCGCGCCGGCCUCGCCACCUUCUUUGCCAUGGCGUACAUCAUCGCGGUCAACGCGUCCAUUGUCGCCGACUCGGGCGGUACUUGCGUCUGCCCGGGCACCGAGGCCGACCCCAUCUGCAACAAAGAUGAGGCGUACCUCCUCUGCCUCCAGGGCAUCAAGCGCGAUGCCGUCACCGCCACCGCGUCCAUUUCUGCCCUGGCCAGCUUCUGCAUGGGCCUGUUCGCCAAUCUUCCCGUUGGCCUCGCGCCCGGCAUGGGCUUGAACGCCUACUUUACCUACACUGUCGUGGGCUUCCACGGCAGCGGACUUGUCCCGUACCAGGUCGCCCUGACGGCCAUCUUCGUCGAGGGCUGGAUCUUCCUCGGCCUCGCCAUCUUCGGCAUGCGUCAAUGGCUUGCUCGCGCCAUCCCCCAGUCCAUCAAGCUUGCGACCGGCGUCGGCAUCGGCCUCUUCCUCACCGUCAUUGGCCUGACGUACAGCGAGGGCAUCGGCCUCAUCGUCGGCUCCCAGGCGACCCCGACCGAGCUCGCCGGCUGCUCGCCCGAGAACAGGGACCCGGACACCGGAGCCUGCCCCAGCUGGGACAAGAUGCGACACCCCGCCAUGUGGGUGGGCAUCUUCUGCGGUGGCAUCCUCACCGUCCUCCUCUCCAUGUACCGCGUCAAGGGCGCCAUCAUCAUCGGCAUCAUCCUCGUCAGCAUCAUCUCCUGGCCCCGCAACACUCCCGUCACCUACUUCCCGUACACCGAGGUGGGCAACAGCUCCUUCGACUUCUUCAAGCAGGUCGUCAGCUUCCACAAGAUUGAGAACAUCCUCAACGUGCAGGAGUGGAAGGUUUCCGAGUACGGCGGCCAGUUCGGUCUCGCUCUCAUCACCUUCCUGUACGUCGACAUUCUCGACUGCACGGGUACCCUGUACGGUAUGGCUCGCUUCGCCGGCCUCAUCGACCCCGUCACCCAGGAUUUCGAGGGCUCCUCCGUUGCGUACAUGGUCGAUGCCAUCAGCAUCUCCAUCGGCGCUAUCCUCGGCGUGCCUCCCGUCACUGCCUUCGUCGAGUCCGGUGCCGGUAUCUCCGAGGGUGGCAAGACGGGCUUGACUGCUGUCGUCUCCGGCAUCUGCUUCUUCAUCUCCAUCUUCUUCGCGCCCAUCUUCGCCUCCAUCCCGCCGUGGGCCACGGGCUGCGUCCUGAUCCUGGUCGGCUCCAUGAUGGCCAGCGCCGUGACUGAGAUCAACUGGAAGUACAUGGGUGAUGCGGUGCCUGCCUUCCUGGCCAUCGCCCUCAUGCCCUUCACGUACUCCAUCGCCGACGGCCUCAUCGGUGGUAUCUGCUCGUACAUCCUCAUCAACACCAUCGUCUGGCUCAUCAAGCGCGUCAGCGGUGGACGCGUUGUGCCUCCCAAUAUUGAGGACAAGGAGAACUGGACGUGGCGCAUUCCUGGUGGCUUCUUCCCGCCCUGGCUGGUCCGCCUGUUCCAGGGCAAGAAGGACUUUUGGCGCGAGGAGUAUCCUCAGGUCUCCGACACUCCUGCACAGGAGCCCAAGCUCAGCACCGAAAACGACGCUGGUUCAGAUACCGGCCGUCUCGCUGAGCCCGCGACAAUCAAGUCAUGA
Molecule: messenger RNA, 1731 nt
Organism: Purpureocillium lilacinum
Lineage: Eukaryota; Fungi; Ascomycota; Sordariomycetes; Hypocreales; Ophiocordycipitaceae
Biological process (GO): transmembrane transport; guanine transport; adenine transport
Cellular component (GO): plasma membrane
Molecular function (GO): purine nucleobase transmembrane transporter activity
Source: RefSeq, a predicted model, not a curated record